CGAUGUUUACAGGAAGACAAAGUACUGAGCUGUAUUGAGUGUAUUUUUUUAAACGACUUAGAAUGGCAAACAAGCUGACGGCCCACCUGAUGGAAAGUGGUAACCGUCGCCAUGAGCAGACAUGAGCAGUACCAUGGACAUAACAGUACACACACAUACUGCUUUGCCCAUGAUACCCUCCAUGCGUUGCCAUUCCUGAGGACUUAGGUGUUAUUCCUCUGUAUCUGUAAAUUCACGCCAUAUCCCACCCUUCAAACCGAAACACAGCCAUGCAAACACAACUGCUUUACGGUUGAAACAUGAAUGGGACAGAGGUACCCAAGCAAUCGAAUUUUGUACAAAGUCUCCCUCUGGUAAAGGUAUACAUUUACUCUGAAAAUGUAAACAAAACAGUAAUGGAGACCAUUAAAAGAUCGUCUAACAACAAUAAUGGUGACAAUAAUAGAAAAUCUUUUUUUUGCGGGUAGCUACGCAACGCCUAACACGAAAAAAUACGUGUCUCACUUUUAAUAAUUAUUAUAAUUAAUAUCAACUAUUUGUUUCAUAAGUUUUCAUAUGAAUUUAUAAUCGGACUGUGAUAUCUACCUGCUGAUCUAUUAUCUCCUCUCGUUUCUGCACUGAUUUUAUUAUUAUGGAAGCACUACACACUACAAUGGCAGCAUUGAUGGAGCAUUUCAAUAAGAAAAUGGCCGAGUUUCAAAAUGAACUGCAAACUCAAAAGGAAAGUACCACUCCUACCACUAUUUCUUCACUGGAAUCUAAUUUUAAGGUAUUCCAAAAGUUUGUCAACAUUGCACUUACUAGCCUCCAGCAGCAGAUGGAAUUGCUUACUCGCCAACAAGAUCAGAUGGAGAUGCGUAGUCGACGUAAAAUGCUGUUAUUCCAUGGUAUUCCUGAGUCUCAAAGAGAAUCUGUUUCUCAAGUGAUAUCAAAGAUCAUUGUGGAGAAACUUGACAUCAGUGACUUCUCUGCUGACCAAAUUGGCCAAUCUCGUCGAUUAGGUCUUUUUAAAAAAGAAAAAUCACGACCUAUCUUAGUAAAAUUUAGAGACUUGGAGAUGAGGAAUGAAGUGUGGUAUUCUAAAACGAAGCUCAAAGGUUGUGGCAUCACUGUGUCGGAAUUCUUAACGGCAGUGAGACACGAAGCCUUUUUAGCUGCUAGACAACACUUCGGCAUAAAAAAAUGCUGGACUCAUGAUGGAGUUGUUAUCAUCACUGGUACAGAUGGAACGAGGCAUCGCAUAACUUCUAUGAGUGAGAUAAAUAAACUAGUGAACUCGUCGCAAAGUUUGGCUGCAGAAGCUUCAUCAAACCAGAGUACAUCCACAUGUUCCACGGUUCCUGCGUCUCGAGCAAAGCGCGUAAAAAAGUAGUGAUUGCUCAAGCAUAAUUUACAAACUUUACCUACAUUACUGCUUUGCGUUAUUAGUUACAAUUAAAUUAUGCACUUGAAAAGAGAUCUUGCCUUACAGAGUACCUACUUUAAAUUGUUUAAUAAGUGUUCUACCCACGUUUGUGUUAUUUUAUUUUGUGAUGUCAUUUUAUUGUAAAGGAUGGUAGAUCAAAAUUUCUUGUUUACAAUUGUUAUAACUGUAUUGUCAUUUCAUUCUAUCAUCACGUGUAUUGUAAAUGACAGUUUUGUUAUAUUUCUUUGUAGGAUCUUUUUUAUAGUGACUUCGCAUCUUGUGUAUUUGCUAAACGCAAAGCAUUAAGCUGUAAUUAAGAGUUAUUACAUUUUAUAC
Molecule: messenger RNA, 1741 nt
Organism: Galleria mellonella (greater wax moth)
Lineage: Eukaryota; Metazoa; Arthropoda; Insecta; Lepidoptera; Pyralidae
Exons: 1
Coding region: 632-1372 (246 amino acids)
Source: RefSeq, a predicted model, not a curated record